GUACAUACAAUUAUGGUAAACAUAUUUUAGGUACAUAUUCUUUUCCGAAAUGGGUAUAAGCCGCGCAUAUACGGACGGUUCGAAUCUGAUCAAGUUGGGCAGCCACAGUCAGAGAUGGCCCAGAGGUUUGGCUUUGGAUUUUGCUACGGACCGACUGUACUGGUGCGACGUAUUGUCUGAAAAAGUCCAACAUUCGAAUUUGGACGGGACGGAUGUGAGGGAUAUCAUAUCGACUUCGAUUCGUAGUCCGUGGUUGAUAGCCACACAUAAAGAUUGGAUGUACAUCAUCGAUUGGGACAGAGACGCUAUAAUUAAACUGCACAAGCUGACCGGCGUCUUGGACAACAUCGAGGUCCGGCAGCCGCGAAACUGGCUGAUGGGCGUGAAGGUUUACAGCGAACACGAACAGCUGAUCGACAGCAAACACCCGUGCUCGAUGGCUGCCGGCUACGGUGGUUGCCAGAAGCUGUGUUUUGCAGUGCCGUUCAAAAAGUGGAGGACAACGCUGCUCAGGGCGCGUUGCGACUGUCCGUUCGGCGAGAAGGUUGACUGGGACGGUAAGACGUGCGUGGCCGACCCGGACGCCGAGUCGAUGGCUUGUCCGAACACGCAGGACUUUGCUUGCAACAACAUGCGGUGCAUACCAAAGGUUUAUGUGUGUGACGGUUACGACGAUUGUCACGACAACUCCGACGAGCAACCGAACUGCACCAGAAUUGCAUAUACAGAGCCCAGUCCGGCACCCACUGCGGUGGCGCCUGUGUCGGCAGGUGUUUCAAAAUGUACAAAAUAUCGUUUUGUAAUUACUGUGUCUUUUGUGCUCGCAUACUUAUUUACUGUUUAGUCAUAAUAUAUAUAGCAUUGUUUAGUUGACUAUUACAGACUGCAGUAAAAUAAUAAUAUUUAAUUUACUGAAAUACUUAAUAGAAUAUUCAUGUAAGUUGGUAAAUUUGUUAUGAAAUGCAUUAAAUUCAUACAAAUAAAAUUAAUUUAAAAAUA
Messenger RNA from Myzus persicae (green peach aphid), 999 nucleotides. RefSeq names its product low-density lipoprotein receptor-related protein 2-like. NCBI's taxonomy places the organism in Eukaryota, Metazoa, Arthropoda, Insecta, Hemiptera, Aphididae. Bases 50 to 844 code for a protein of 264 amino acids. Gene Ontology annotation, molecular function: protein binding. The transcript is spliced from 2 exons. The record is from RefSeq and is a predicted model, not a curated record.